Iphiclides podalirius (scarce swallowtail) is the source of this 1941-nucleotide messenger RNA. Lineage: Eukaryota; Metazoa; Arthropoda; Insecta; Lepidoptera; Papilionidae. The record is from the annotation of a GenBank genome assembly.
AUGUCAGCGAUUAAAGUGAAUUUUGAGAUUGGACAUAAAGCGUCAUUAAAAUCUAAGAAGACACCAGAAGGAUUCACUCAUGACUGGGAAGUCUUCGUUCGCGGUCAAGAAGGCGCUGAUAUAAGUCAUUUUGUUGACAAAGUAGUUUUUCACCUGCACGAAACUUUUCCUAAACCAAGAAGAGUUGUUAAAGAACCACCAUUUUCCAUAAAUAAUACUAAAAAAUAUAAAACAAAAGAGUUCAAAGAAGAGGUACCACCUAAAACCAGCAGUUUUGAAAAUUUAUUUGGGCCUCCUAUUCAAAAGCCACCUAAAGUUUCUCCAGAUCCCAAAAAAGUUGAGAAAAAUAUUCCUACUGUUAAGCUAGAGAAAAAGAGCAAAGAUAGAUCAAGCUCUGAUAAAAAAUCAAAACAUGAACAUAAGGAGCCCAAAUCCGAAAAAAUUAAAGUAAAAAAUGAAAAAGAGAAAACAAGAUUUGAAAAGGUGAAAAAUCAUAAAGAGACUGAAAGAUCAAAAGACAAACCAAGCAAAAGGCCAAAUGAAAGACCUCCUUCACCAGAGAUAGUUAAAAAACGCUGUGUUAGUCCAGUAAGAAGGCCACCAAGUCCAUCACAAAGAUCUAACAGUGCAUCCAGCAUAAAAGAAGAAUAUAAAUCAAAACAUAUAGCGGAAAUAUUUGAAUCCAAAAAGCCAAAAAAUGAAAUUGAAUCAAGACCUGUUGAAAUCAAAGUAGAAAAAGAGGGUAAAGAGAAAAAGAAAAAAGAAAAGAAAAGCCAUGAUAGGGACAAAGAGAGAAAGGAAAAAAAAGAGCACAAGAAGGAAAGUCAUAAAUUAAAAGAGUCACCAAAAGAGCAACUUAAAGAACUGACGAAAGAAAGCCCAAAAGUCAAAGAAGUAAUAAAAGAAAAAGAACCAAUAAAAGAUUUGUCUCACACAAGAGAUAAACCACCAAAAUCUGAAAAAGCAAUUAAUAAAUUUUCAAUAGAAAAUCUAAGAAAAACCCCUCCACCAGAUGGUGAAGAAAAUGUAGAAGGUCGUAAAAUAAAAGAAAAAGGUGAUUCAGAAAGAAAGCACAAGCAUAAGAAAAAAGAUAAAAAAAGGGAUGAAUCAAAAGAAAAGCACAAAGAAUCAAAUAAAGAGAAGAAAAAUAAACAUGAAAAAGUUAAGGAGCCUCCACCAGAAAAACCUGAAAUAAUUGAGCAUAGAGAAACACCAGGCCUCAAGGAACACUUAAUACCAGAGCCAGCAUCUCCUAUAUCUAUUGACACAGCAUCGCAAUGUAGUUCGAAGAGUGGUCAAGUAAAGAAUUCACAUAUAAGCAUAGAAGAUGUUAAUAGUAGUCAUUCAGAUUCUGAAGUGUCAAUAAUAGCUGAUGAUGAUGAUGUUAAAGAAAAGAUUGAAAAUCCUUCUCCUGUUAUAAAGCAUGAGCCCUCACCAGAACCAGAACCUGAACCAGAACCAGAAAUUGAACCCGAGGUAGAACCUAUUGUUGAGGCUCCACCAGUACAACAAAAGGAGAAAUCUAAAAAACACAAGGAUCGUUCAUCAAAACGUGAGGAGAAGCGUCGGAAACGAAAAGCAGCGGAGGAAGAAGAAAUUGAGAGUAGAAAAAUUGUGAAAGCUAAUGAAUUAGGUACUGCAAACAAUGAAACUGGUGAAAGUAGUGGAUCAGUUUCGGCCGAAACUAAAGUGCAAGACAAUGGUGUGUCCAGUAGCCUGGGUGAGGAUGCUGAGCCUGGGGACUUAUCACCGGACUACAUGGUACAACUGCGAGGUCUACAGCAACGUAUAAUGAUGAUCAAGAACAAUGAAGAUUUAGAAAGGGUUGUGAAUCUUAUCGCUGAGACCGGAAGAUACGAAGUGACUACUCAAACAUUUGAUUUUGAUUUAUGUUUAUUAGACCGCUCAACGGUGCAGCGGCUGAUACAGUUAGUGGGUUGC